AUGACGGAACCAAGGGGAAAAUGGACAGCGACCAGGCCGAGAUAAAUUCUCGGCGUACCGCACGAAAGCGGAAGUGCGUGAUCUGAUAACAAGAGCCGAAGUUUGUAAUCGCUACAUUUUUGAGUUUUCCUUUGUUUUUAUAUACGGUUGUGCGGUCGUUGGUGUGUGUUUUGUCACAUUAACAGUUGAGUCGGUGUAAUUAUUUUAGAAUGGCCAAAGAAAAGCGACACAGAAGAAGAGAAUCUCCGGAGCGGGAGUCUAAAGUUAAGAUAAAGCAGGAGAAACUGAGCCCUGUUAGGCCACAGAGAUCACGCCGCUCCAGGUCGAGAUCCAGCGGCAACUUAAGUCCACAGAGGAGAAGAACAAGCAGGUCCCCUGCCAGGACAAGGGACCGCUCACCGGGCAGAAAAGAGGCAUCUCCCGCCAGACGAGGCAGCAGAUCUCCCAGAAACAGGAGAAGUCGCAGUCCCCAUCGUGUGGCUGAUGUCAAAAUAAAGCGGGAGCGGGAUGAGCAUCGGGGUAGUGGUGAUGAGCGGAGGAGAAGAAACGACCAGCCAGAGGAGAGGCGGAGCAGGUGGGAAUCAGACAGACCACGGGAGAGAGACCGUGGCGGAGACAGACACAGAGAACGAGACGCGCUCGCCUCCCAACAAGCUGAGCGACAGCAGCACAAUGAGCGGCGCAGGGAAAACCACCAGCGGCGUGACGAAAACCAAGAACAUGGUUUUGGAGAGUCUGAAGGAGGGAGCGAUGGCAUAAAUGCUCCUCCUGGUGAUAAGGAGAAGCCUAACUUUGAACUGUCAGGGGCGCUCACAGAAGAUACCAACACAUUCCGUGGGGUAGUGAUCAAGUACAACGAGCCACCUGAGGCUCGGAUUCCCAAGCGCAGAUGGCGUCUGUACCCUUUCAAGAAUGACGAACCCCUUCCAGUCAUGUACAUUCACAGACAGAGUGCCUAUUUGUUGGGGCGGCAGAGAAGAAUUGCUGAUAUCCCCAUUGACCAUCCUUCCUGCUCCAAGCAACAUGCAGUAUUCCAGUAUAGACUGGUGGAGUUCACGCGUGCGGACGGCACCACUGGCCGCAGGGUAAGGCCUUACAUCAUUGACCUGGGUUCUGGCAAUGGCACCUACCUGAACAACAAGCGUAUCGAUCCCCAGCGCUAUUAUGAGCUCAAAGAAAAAGACGUUCUCAAGUUUGGCUUCAGCAGCCGCGAGUACGUCCUCCUGCACGAAUUCUCAGACACGAGUGAGGUGGACGCCAAGCAGGAAGAGGAGGAUGAGGGUCUCGAUGAGUAAAUCGUUGCCACAAACUGUAUUGCUUCAGUUCAUUCAGGUUUAAAAUAACACCAUCAUCAAAGUUCAACAAAUAGCGGUUUCUGCAGAGAGUGGAACAAUGAAUGAAACUGGUAAAUGUGGGACUCUAUUAGAAUAAUGGAACAAGACUGGUUUGUUUAUUCUGUAAUUACUGAACUAUUGCUUAAACCUGCCACAACUGUCUCAAAGAAGACAUCCUAUUCUCAGGUUGUUUGUGCAAUGUCUGUGUGAAGCAUGACUGAUCUCUCAUCUGAUAGUGCUCACAAUAAAAAAUAAAAAAAAAUUAAAAUAAAAAAAGUGCUCAGUGCCAGAUAAAGAUAUCUUGCUAAAUACAAUAGUUAAAUUUAUAUUUUUGGAUCACAGCACUGAGUACAAAUAUACCUGUAGACUAACUUCUUGUCUAAGUCCAGGCUGCAUAUGUUAAUGUAAAUGAUAAUGUGGAAUGUGAACUUUAGAUUCAUGUUUAAUGGGGAAACUGCUUAUUGUCAGAGUAAUACAUGCAUACAUACAUACAUGCAACUUUAAGUGGUAUUGCCUUUUUUGCUUUGUAGUGUAGGGACAAUAGUAGAUAAUGUUGUGUGUAUUUAAAGACUCCCCCUUUUAUUUUUGUCUGUUUGGAGGCCCACAGCAUUCAUAGUAAAUUUCCAUUUUUGUACUGUAAAUAAAGAGGAAAAUUUCUGUUGUCUCGAGUUUUAAUGUAGACACGGCAUCAGAAUUGUGU
Xiphias gladius (swordfish) is the source of this 2034-nucleotide messenger RNA. RefSeq names its product Smad nuclear interacting protein (gene snip1). The record is from RefSeq and is a predicted model, not a curated record. Gene Ontology annotation, molecular function: mRNA binding; protein binding. Bases 210 to 1295 code for a protein of 361 amino acids. The transcript has 4 exons. Gene Ontology annotation, biological process: miRNA processing. Gene Ontology annotation, cellular component: nucleus. NCBI's taxonomy places the organism in Eukaryota, Metazoa, Chordata, Actinopteri, Istiophoriformes, Xiphiidae.